Molecule: messenger RNA, 2176 nt
Organism: Pogonomyrmex barbatus (red harvester ant)
Lineage: Eukaryota; Metazoa; Arthropoda; Insecta; Hymenoptera; Formicidae
Biological process (GO): long-chain fatty acid metabolic process; fatty-acyl-CoA biosynthetic process
Molecular function (GO): long-chain fatty acid-CoA ligase activity
Source: RefSeq, a predicted model, not a curated record
UCUGCUAGUAAAACCGGCUACGUGAAGAUUAAUGAACGAUCGAUCUAUCAUUAACAAUUUAACUGGCGAGUGUUUAGUUUGUGCGAGUUUCCUCGCGUCGAGAACUGCGAGUUCUUUGCGUUGAAAUAUUAUAUACGUGCACGAAAAUUGUAAAUUUAGCUAUAGUGUCGUUUCGUCGUCGUUGCAUUCCUUGCCAGCAUUGUGAAAGGUCUUACAGCGUCAAUGAGAUUGCGUUGUAACUCUAUAAAUAGAAGCUAUAAUUUAUGAUUUACCAAAGCGAAGAAUAAAGCGUGUAACAUUACGAACCGUGUAAUUAAUUACUGAUAAGUUAAUAGUAUCAUUGUGUAAGCAUGGCGACACAUGUAUUUCGUGGUAUUCAAAGGCUCAGCCGAAUAGUGGAUGUUGGAAGGACACUGAACUCGACAUUAAGACGUGCGUCGACCUCAUCGCAAACCAGAAUUGUGCCAGGGCCAAAUGGCGAGAAGAUUAUUAUGCCUUCUGCUGGAGAUGUUUCUUAUCCAGAAACUCUGAUUCAUGAGUUCGUUUGGAACGACAGUGAGAAUUAUGCUAAUCAUGUUGCUUUGGAAUGUGGUGUAAGUAGCAAAAAGUACACUUUCGCACAAGCUAAGGAUGCGACAAGUUAUAUCGGCAGAAGUCUACGGAACAUGGGUCUCAAAAAGGGCGAUGUGAUAGCAUUAGUAGCACCCAAUUUUCCAGACACAGUUUUAGCUUUGCUUGGAAGCUUAUCAGGCGGGCUUAUUGUUACUCCUAUGAAUCCGAUGUAUACUGCUGAGGAAAUGUCGAGGCAGUUGUUGAAAGUUAAUGCAAAAGCAGUCAUCACUUCGACCAUAAUUGCACCCACAGCGCUCGCUGCAACGAAGGCAUGUCUUCCUCCUAAUACGCCUUUUAUAGUGAUUGAUGAUAAGACUGGUCCUAUUCCAGAGGGUGCGAUACCUUUCGAUGAUCUUAUAACACGAGGUAAAACAUUACCACCUGUACGUUCUAAUAGCUCUUGUAAUGAUGUAGCAGUUUUACCAUUUUCGAGUGGCACGACUGGAUUACCCAAGGGUGUUAUGCUAACACAUCGCAAUUUGGUGGCUAAUAUAAUGAUGUCACAUCUUACUGUUUCCGAUUUAACUCGGCCUACUACAAGUACAUUUCAAGAAGUAAUACCUUCAGUAUUACCAUUUUUUCAUAUUUAUGGAAUGAAUGGUGUGAUACUUCAACGUCUUACUUUCGGUUCAAGAAUAAUCACUAUUCCAAAAUUUGUACCCGAGAUGUUCCUCAAUAUAUUGGAAAAAAGCAAGGCAACUAUUCUAUUUUGCGUACCACCUAUAGUAUUAUUUUUAUCAACUUCCCCUCUUGUGAAGAAGCAUUAUUUCGACCAUAUGCAUUUCAUGAUGAGUGGUGCCGCACCACUUGCCAAAACAGAUGUUGACAGAUUUUAUGAAAAAUUCAACAUUGACCCGAAAGUUUUCCAGUUUCGUCAAGGUUACGGAUUAACAGAAAGUUCACCAGUGGCAUUUAUUGAAAAAGGACAGAAAUAUUCCAGCAUUGGAAAUAAUAUAAUUGGUUGUCAAGCACGUUUGGUGGAUAUAACCACACAACAGGAUAUCAGCAUUCCUAAUCAAACAGGUGAAUUAUGGAUCAAGGGACCUCACAUUAUGAAAGGAUAUCUAAAUGAUGAAACCGCCACGAAAAAUACCUUAACCGAGAAUGGAUGGUUGAAAACGGGCGAUAUUGCUUACUUUGAUGAAGAUUUGGACUUUUAUAUUACAGAUAGAUUAAAAGAGCUUAUCAAAGUUAAAGGAUUCCAGGUACCACCGGCGGAAUUGGAAGCGCUGUUGCGGACGCAUCCAGAUGUGGAGGAAGCGGCAGUGAUUGGUAUUCGGCAUGCAAGGUAUGGCGAGGUACCGAAAGCAUUUGUGGUGACAAGUAAGGGUAAGAAACCUACGGAAGACGACAUUAAGAACUUUGUAAAAGAAAAAGUCUCCGACUACAAACAACUGGAAGGUGGAGUUACAUUUGUUAAUGAGAUUCCGAAGAAUGCAAGUGGAAAAAUUAUGAGAUCAAAGUUGAAGCAAGAUUAUAAGUCCUAACAUAAUUAAAAUGGUAUCUUUGAUAAUAUAACUAUUUUCAGAAUAAGAUCAUUCAAAGUUUUAUAUGUGUAUAAAUG